UGUUUAGUUUAGAUGAAGUGAUGGAGACUGAUAGGUGUCCUCAUUGGCUAAUAUUAUUUUCUAACAGAAUAUUGGGCAUGGAUAAAUUAUCAAAUAGUCUCUUAGAUAGUCUGUGCUGGUUAGAGAUGAGACUCCAUACACUAUCCCAUCCCAAACCCUGACCAGCUGGGUAUCUGUUUUAGAUAUAGUAGCUGUAACUAUGAAGAAGUUGAUUAGUGGAGAAUUUUUAUUCUCUUUUGGGUGCAUUUGAUGAGUUACAUAUCUAUGCUGUCAAGUCAUCUAGAAAUAUUCUGGUAAGCGUAAAGCUCUAAUGAAUUUAUUAGUCAAAGAAAUGACUAAAUAAAUCUUUGUUUUGCCUCAUAAAAUUGCCUUUUUUGCUGUUAUUGACCCACGUUAGAAGUGAAACCAGUGGUUCUCAUAGUUGCAGUGUGCAUGUUAAACUGGGGAGUAUUCUUUCUCCAAUCUUUAGGUCAUCAGUUAUUUUGCCAGAAAAAUACAUUUUGUGAUCAAAGUAAGAAGCAUGCCAUAUGAAACUGUGAGCCUCUGAUAUCAGUGGAAUCUUGCUUAUAGCCAUGUGGAUGGAAGUAAUGCCUUAUGGAAUUUUGGUGACUGGCACUUUAACAUUUACAAUUGAGGGAAAAAUACACAAUGCAUAUUGGGUAGUAAAAUGUGCUACAUGUGUAGUUUGUACUUUGUAAACGUGGCACACUCCUUUAUACAUCCACUUGUCCGUAGCAACCUAUGGUAUAGGGUCACAGGAGGUGGGUUCUUUGAAUGAAAGCUGACAAACUGAACUUCUACAUUUGCAUUAGGUGGCACUGUACUUUGCCUGUCCUUGGGCAGGAGCGUGGUUGAUGGUAUGGUUACUGUGUGGUUCUAUCUAUGUUGCGUGGAGUUAAAAAAAAAAAAUCAAAACACAAAUUGGUAAGAGAAUGCAAGGUUAAUUUUAAAAAUGGAUUUUUUUCCUGAGAUUGCCAUAAUAUAUUUUAUAAGGUGAAAAUGAAACUAUCUAUAGAGAAUUUAGAGUGCACGAAUUUAAAAGAAUGUCCUUUUGACUACCAAUAUAGGAAAUUAAUAGGGGAAACCCUUCAUGAAAAUCUGUUGUAUAAAGGAGAAUCUUUCUGUAUUUUCAUGAAGUAUCCAAAAAUCGUAGUUGCAAAAUUGUUUGUGCAAUGUGGAUGGGCACAAGUAACAUUACUAAAUACAAAAUGGACUCGGCAUACCUAGUCUUGGUGAUUGGGGGACCUUAGAUUCCUUAGGAUUUGGUUAUGGUGUUGUAGUUUUUGCCACUACAUAUUUUUAGUUGAAUUUGUGGGCUGCUUUAGUGAGAAAUUAAUGUAUGCAGAUGUGUAACUAAAGGUCUUCUUCUUUUGAGAGUUAGAGGUGUAUUGUUUAUGGUUUGGCACUGGUGCUUGUGAUUGGAACUUCUGUCACUAAACCAGCUCUCUGCGUCCCCGUAACACAAAACAUAAGUAAAUGAAAGGAAGAUUAGAUACGUAACUUGAUUUCUAAGAACAACGAAAUAAGAAAAGUGAUUGAAAAUUAGUUGUUGAAAUGACUACUGCUAAACGAGCAUUGCUCAGUGAUUAAAAAAUUGAGAUUACGGGUGAAGUUUUGGAACAGAAUGAUAGCUUUUCAAAUGAGAGGAAAGAAUAGAAUAGUGAAUGAAGUUGUUUUUGUAAUGGCCUCAUUAAGAUGAAGAUCCUUUAUUCCCCUGUGAGAUUAUAGGUGGCUUUAGGGCAUAUUUUCACAAAUACUAGUUGAUUGCUGGGUUACGUGAUAAAAUAGAUUUGGCUAUUAUUGGGUUAAGAGUAUUAAAGUACUUUGCAAGCUUUCUUAUGCCUCCUUUAGAAUUUUUUGAAUCAGUGGGUUUUUGUUUGACUUUUAUGGGGUGUGGCUAAGUUAUGAAGAUCUUUUUCUGACCCUGCUAGAGUUGAGAUUUUACUAGGGAGUGGAUUGUGGAGUCCUACUAUUCAGAUAAGUAAUACGAAAAUUAUCUUGCAUCGAAGCAUUGGUACAAGAUCAUGAUGCUCAUGGAUCUAUGUUAUCUAAUUAGCACAAGAUCAUGGGACAUAUUAGAUUGUGAGUCAAUUGUUAUUUUAUAUUGGCUAAAGUUUCCACUCCAAUUGUAGGUCUUUCAUGAACAAUUUGCUUUUUAGUAGCUUCUUGUUGUGUUAUAUCUUGACAUAUCUUCCUUGCUUAAUACUUCGCCCAUUUAUUUUUACUUGCAUCAUUUCGAUUUCCGCACUAUUCAGUGCACAAUUUCAAUCAUUAAUAUAGUUUUCUCAGAAACAAUCUUUUAAAUACAAGUUUUUGCGAGAAAUAACCUUUUAAAAAAAAUCUGGCAAAAUAAGACCUUAAAUUAUCUUUUUUGCGAGGAACAACCUUGACCAUAUUCCAGGCAUUGACCAAGUAUUUUGCGGCUUCGACUCACUAAAACCAAACAUGGCAUCUCUCCUGACCAAGCAUCUAUUGGCUCUGGGACAAAGAGGUCUAGUGUUUCAUCAGGUGGUAAGGCUCGAGAUAGGAAGGAAUUUCUCCGGAGAUUUGUAGACAUUAAAACUUUUACUUCUACUUUGGAGGACUGGUUUGAAGCUAUAUCAGAUAGUUCCGGACCUGAGACUUUUGAUGUGCCUUUCGAAUUGGUUGAGCUUCAGAAAUUUGAUUAUGCAUUAGAAGGGGUUUCUUUCCAGCAACUUAUUCGUAUGCCUAGUGCUAUCUAUGCCUCUACAUCUGAUGGUGUUGAAACUACUGCAUUUUUAGCCAUUGAAGAUUUUCUACAUGCAAGUGUGAAGGGAUUGUGGGAAGCAUUCUGGAGCGAUGGUGAGCCUUUACCAUUCUAUGUGGCAUGUCUACAUGAUAAGAAUAUGAAGUUCUAUCAGUCUGAAAGGGCAAUUGCCAAUGGUAAACUAGAAGGUCUCUGUGCAGCUGCUAUAUUGCUGAAGAAUGCCAAACAUCCGCAUGGGAAGUGGGAUGAAGUUCUUGAGCUGGCUUUGUUGACGCCUGAUAUUGGAACCCUUGCAGUAGAAGGUGCACGUCUUCCUUCUCUGUCCAUAUUAGGUGAAGCUUUAUAUUUUGCAGUCCGGAUGAUGUUGUCUAGAAGCCUAAGCAAGAAUAGUUUUCUUCAAAGUCCAAGCCCUGUUUUUGUGCUACUUGUUGAUUCUCAAUAUGCUGGUGUGAUAAAAGUUGAAGGGGAUGUGAGCAAGUUGAAACUAAAUGUAAAUAAUGUAUACGAGUCUGCCACAGAAUGGAUAAAGCAACACUCAAAUAUUUCAAUGUCUCCUAUUGAUAAGAUAUGGAACAAGCUUGGCAAUGCUAACUGGGGCGAUAUUGGUGCUCUUCAGGUGCUUUUUGCAACUUACCACUCCAUCAUGCAGUUGGCUGGAAUGCCCAAGCAAUCUAUUGAAGAUUUGGCUGCUGAUCACAGCUCUCGUCUUCAGGCAAGAAGGAUAGAGAGACAACUUGCUGACACCACGUUGAAUGGACAUGGUUUGUUCCAGCACCAGCAUCGCCAUGGCUCGCCAGAAAUUGUUGAAGUUCCUGAUGAAUCGAGUAGAAGGGAGAAAGCUGAGCCAAUGAAGCUAGAAACUGGGUCAGUCUUGUGGUUGGAGGAGUUAAACUACCAGAAAGGCUAUCAGAUCAGUGAAAUUCGAAAUGAUGGUGAACUGACUUACUAUAUAGCAUUUUCUGUUGAAGACCCUGGAAAAUCUCUCUUCUUAUAUAUUGGCUCUCAUCCCUCACAAGUGGAGCCUGCUUGGGAAGAUAUGAAUCUGUGGUACCAGGUUCAGAGGCAAACUAAGGUAUUGACAGUGAUGAACCAGAAAGGCAUAUCAGGCAAGUAUUUGCCUCAACUGGUUGCAUCUGGUAAAAUAACUCACUCUAGUCAUUCUCGGAGAUCAAGCUUCAGUGAUGAUUGCAAUCAUCCCUGGUGGGGAACCCCUGUCCUUGUGACUAGCCCGGUUGGUGAAACGGUAACUGAUAUGGUCAGAAGUAGCUGUUUUGGUUCAGAUGAGGCUAUCAAGUGUUGCCAUGACUGCUUGUCCGCACUUUCUACUGCCUCUUCUUUUGACAUCCGACACGGCGACAUCCGACCUGAGAAUGUGAUUUGCAUUACUUCAGGUGUAGGGCAUCCAUACUUUGUAUUGAUAGGGUGGGGUCAUGCUUUGCUGGAGGAGAGAGAUCGGCCUGCAAUGAAUCUUCACUUUUCAUCUACUUAUGCCCUUCAAGAGGGUAAGUUGUGCUCAGCGUCUGAUGCAGAGAGUUUGGUUUACAUGCUUUACUUCUGUUCUGGUGGAGAUCUUCCCGAGUUGGAUUCAGUUGAAGGGGCGUUGCAGUGGAGGGAAAGAGCUUGGUCUAGGAGGUUGAUACAGCAGAAGCUCGGAGAUAUUUCAGCUGUCCUAAAAGCUUUUGCUGAUUAUGUUGACAGUCUAUGCGGGACUCCGUAUCUAAUUGACUAUGAUAUCUGGCUAAGACGGUUGAAAAGACACAUCCGUGAAGAUGAUCAUGGGAAGGAUAUUGACAUAUCUGGUUAAACACCAUUCCACUUGUGAGUUGCUCACAAUGAACCCCUUGGAAAACCUUAUUGAUAACUCUUGUGCGCUCCAAGAUUGAGGCAGGGAUACCUGAAGCCCACAAAGGCAAGUUUUGUAAUUAAAUCAGUUUUUGAUCGAUGCUAUGGUUGAAACUGGGUGUGGUCUAAUGACAUGAAUUUUUCCAUCGACCUGUAAAUUAACUAAGGUUGAAGCUAAGAUCACCUGGGUUGAGGGAUUUUCUUUUGGGGCACCAUGAUGAUCAGCUUUCAUGCCUCUGAUUUUACUGGAGGCUUCCGACUUUCAUAGCUGAUGCUACCCAGCUAUAUGUUCCUUUUCAAUUCUCUUUUUGGGGGGUUUGUGGGUAUCAAAUUCAAAUGAUUUGUAAUUCAUUUGUAAAGAAUAGGAUGUCCUUUUUUUGGUUUGUUGAUAAUAUGGGUUUAUAUGCUCACAUUGAACUAUGUUUAGUAAAAAAAAAAAACCCAAAAGUGUUCAUGUAAUAUCACCCUAGUAUAUAUUGUGUAUUUGUGUGCAUACUUUUUGAUA
Messenger RNA from Beta vulgaris subsp. vulgaris (sugar beet), 5075 nucleotides. RefSeq lists its product as hypothetical. The record is from RefSeq and is a predicted model, not a curated record. The transcript is spliced from 2 exons. Lineage: Eukaryota; Viridiplantae; Streptophyta; Magnoliopsida; Caryophyllales; Amaranthaceae. Bases 2706 to 4532 code for a protein of 608 amino acids.